UAUAUACGCGCCGCUCCCUAUCUUGACGUUUCCUCCUUCGGACUCGCCCCUCUUCGUCUGUCCCUCGCGAGAGCGAUCGAUCGAUCGUUCGAAUGGCGUUGCCGAAUCAACAGACCGUCGAUUACCCGAGCUUCAAGCUCGUUCUCGUCGGUGAUGGAGGGACCGGGAAAACUACAUUUGUUAAGAGGCAUCUUACUGGUGAAUUCGAGAAGAAGUAUGAACCCACAAUUGGUGUCGAGGUCCAUCCGUUGGAUUUCUUUACAAACUGUGGGAAGAUUAGGUUUUAUUGCUGGGAUACGGCUGGUCAAGAGAAAUUUGGUGGCCUCAGAGAUGGAUACUACAUCCACGGCCAAUGUGCCAUUAUCAUGUUCGAUGUGACUGCCCGGUUGACUUAUAAAAAUGUUCCAACAUGGCACCGGGACCUGUGCAGGGUUUGUGAGAAUAUUCCAAUUGUUCUAUGUGGCAACAAGGUUGAUGUGAAGAACAGGCAGGUUAAAGCAAAGCAAGUUACAUUCCACAGGAAGAAGAACCUCCAAUACUAUGAGAUUUCUGCAAAGAGCAAUUAUAACUUCGAGAAGCCCUUCCUCUAUCUUGCUAGAAAACUUGCAGGGGACCCAAAUCUUCACUUUGUUGAAUCUCCAGCACUUGCGCCUCCAGAAGUUCAGAUUGAUCUGGCCGCACAGCAACAGCAUGAAGCAGAGUUGGCUGCAGCUGCUGCCCAACCCCUUCCCGAUGACGAUGAUGAUGUAUUCGAUUAGGCCCUUGUUAGUUCAGGUGUCCAUAUGCAGUGAGCUCUCACAGCAUCAUGUAGUUAGUUCCAAGUCUUCGAACCAUUUCAAUUAUCUUGCCCGAAGGAGUUGAACUUGGAUCUUUACCAUUUGAGAAGUCGUGGAGACCAGUCGUGUAGUUGAUGUGGAGCCAAGUUUCGAGAAAUCUUGUGCUGAAUUCGAUGCCUUUUAUGCUGCGAGCAACCUGUUCUUUUGCUGGAAUUAGGAGCUUGCGUGCUCUUUAUAUCGAAGUAUAAUGUUUUGUGAUGCUUGUUCUUCAUUUCUAUUUUUAUUUUACAUUAUCCUAUUUGAAAUAGACCUACUUGUUGUCGCAGAUUAUUUCUCAAAGCUAUUCUGCGUGUCA
Musa acuminata subsp. malaccensis (wild Malaysian banana) is the source of this 1131-nucleotide messenger RNA. Its product is annotated as GTP-binding nuclear protein Ran1B. Gene Ontology annotation, biological process: ribosomal subunit export from nucleus; protein import into nucleus. NCBI's taxonomy places the organism in Eukaryota, Viridiplantae, Streptophyta, Magnoliopsida, Zingiberales, Musaceae. Gene Ontology annotation, molecular function: GTPase activity; GTP binding. Gene Ontology annotation, cellular component: nucleus; cytoplasm. The record is from RefSeq and is a predicted model, not a curated record.